This is a messenger RNA of Diversispora eburnea, 299 nucleotides long. Lineage: Eukaryota; Fungi; Glomeromycota; Glomeromycetes; Diversisporales; Diversisporaceae. The record is from the annotation of a GenBank genome assembly.
CAACAGAAAAUGAAAUAAACUCUAAUGAAUGGAAGGAUGCCAUAUUCCUAGUUCGAAGGAACGACUUACAAGUGCAAAUUAAUUUUGAUGUCACGAUUGAACAUGCCAAAAAUUACGACCAACUGAUCCAUUACGUAAUCACUGAAGACUUGUAUAAAAACAAACCAGUUCAUGGCAACAUACAACAAAAAUUUUUAAGUGUAUCAGAUACAAAAUCAAAUACAUUAUGUGGAAUAUUACCAUUAUCAAUAAGAAUGAAAAUAACUUUAACGACCAAUAUCUGCACCAACGAUGGUAUG